AUGGUAGAGCUAGACAAGACCUUCAAAGCCAUUUUUGAAGUCUUGGUGGAAGACUUAGUGGCCUAUUUCUAUAAAGUUUUGGAUCAACUUCAGGAAAUCUGGGACUUCAUUGGAAUUCCAGAAGAUCAAAAGCUUCAGAGGCUUAAAGUUGUUAGAGAACAUGUCCAAGGCCUCUUGGACAUGAUGAUUGAAGAAGAAAAGAACUUGAAGGAGAGGAUCCUAAAAAAAAUUGAUUCGAAUCGAGAAGAACAGAACAUUCUGCUCAAAGAGUUAAAACUGGAGCCAGUUUUAGAAGGAGAGGGGAUUACAAUCUUGGAGCUAGAGAAAAAUCUUCAAACACAGAUACAGGAAUUGAAAAGACAGAAGGAAGAAAGGAUAAAAGAACAAAAACUACUGCGAGAACAAGACCAAAAACUGUGUGAGAUGCUUCAAGUGCUCCCAUACAAUCUUGACAGUGAUUCCGUCCUCAGCAUAGAGGAGCUGAAUCAGUUCAGAAAUCACCUUGCAGCCCUGGAGAAAACAAAGGCAAGCCGAUGGGAAGCAUUUGUCAGUACAAAGAAGCAGAUCCUACUUUGUAUGGAAGAUCUGGACCAUACCCCAGAAACGAAUUUUGAGAGAGAUGUGGUAUAUAAGGAGGAAGAGACCUUUUGUCUGUCAUUGGAGAACAUAACAGCCCUAAAAAAUCUGCUUUUACAGCUAGAAAUGAAGAAAGCUGAGACCGAAGCUGCGUGUGAAGGGCUACUCUCACAGAUCAGGGAGCUCUGGGAAUGGUUAUACAUCUCUGCCCAGGAGAGAGAGGCUCUGGCCAUGCUCAUGACUGGCUCCAAGACCAAGAUCAGAAAAGUGCUACAAUCAGAAUUGGAUCGAUUGGAGAAGCUGAAGGUUGAGAAUGUGAAAAAAAUGAUUGAAGAAAUCAGGGUGGAGAUGGCACUAUAUUGGGAAAAAUGCUUUUACAGCCAGCAAGAAAAGGAAGCCUUUACCCAUUAUUAUGAAGAGGACUACUCAGAGACCUUACUUCAGUUCCAUGAUGCAGAAAUUGUGAAGCUAAAACAGUAUUAUGAGAAGCACAAAGAACUCUUUGAAGGUGUUCUGAAGUGGGAAAAGAACUGGAGAUUUUUCCUGGAAUUUGAGAGAAAAGCUUCAGAUCCAAGCCGGUUUAUGAAUCGUGGUGGAAAUCUCUUGAAAGAAGAAAAGCAACGAUCCAAGUUCCAAAAAACACUUUCUAAGCUGGAAGAGGAGCUAAAAGGACAGAUUGAAAUGUGGGAAAAAGAAUAUUCUAAGGCUUUUGUGGUAAAUGGCCAGAAAUUCACAGAAUAUGUGAUGGAAGAGUGGGAGACCUUUCAUUUGAAGAAAGACAAAGAAAAGAUGCAGCGCCAACUAAAGAAGAACCAGCAAACAGGAGCAGAGAUGCAUAGUAGCAGAUCCAAAACAAUCUGCAAGAAGCAAGAACUGGGGCCUAAUGCAUUAGGCAAAGCCUGCAAGUAAACAUCAUCAGAGGCUUCCAACUUUGAUUUCUUCAGUGUUCUCUUAGUUUUUAUUUCUUCAUAUUUCCUGGACUUCAUUACAAGAUUUUGUUUUUGGCUUUUUCUUUUUGCUCAUACUGGACAAGAAAAAUUUUAAAUGAUUUGCUGUAAAAGUCCGUUAGUAAGCCCACAUUGUCCUCAGAAUUUAACCUUAAUGACUAAUACUUAUUGUUUGUAAUUUUUAUAAAUAUAUAUGCAUAUGUAUUUGACAUGUUUUAUAUUUUCAAUUAUUUUUUAAUGUAUAAAAUACUUCUCUGCCCUGUCAUCUUUCUAUUCAUUAAGAUGAGAUUUAGUAACUAAUUUGCAGUAUCUAAGAAAUAUCUUUGACCUUUCACAGAACAAUCACUAGGGUGAUCACUAGUUAUUAGAGAUACAGAAGGCAGUUCACAGAUAAAGGAAGAAGCAGUAGUUCUGUAAAGGAUUUGUUGUUGUGUAUACAAAAAAAGUGUAAAGUAAAAGUCCAUGCCUUCAAAAAGUUCAUAGAAAAGGAGAUUUAAAACUAACAUGGAUAGAGGAAUUAAAAUCUUGUCCUGGAAGGAAAGGGGAUUUUUUUCAUUCCUUAGAUAGAAGUAUGUAACAUGGAAAGAACCACAGGAGUAGAAAGGGUGAAGUUGGGGGAAAAAUCAAUCAAGCUAGCUGGGAUUGUUGGUCCCUUCUUUCUUGGCCU
Molecule: messenger RNA, 2190 nt
Organism: Antechinus flavipes (yellow-footed antechinus)
Lineage: Eukaryota; Metazoa; Chordata; Mammalia; Dasyuromorphia; Dasyuridae
Product: protein regulator of cytokinesis 1-like
Exons: 12
Coding region: 1-1485 (494 amino acids)
Biological process (GO): microtubule cytoskeleton organization; mitotic spindle midzone assembly
Cellular component (GO): spindle; cytoplasm; mitotic spindle midzone
Molecular function (GO): microtubule binding
Source: RefSeq, a predicted model, not a curated record